Messenger RNA from Arachis ipaensis, 3984 nucleotides. RefSeq lists its product as uncharacterized. Gene Ontology annotation, cellular component: catalytic step 2 spliceosome. Lineage: Eukaryota; Viridiplantae; Streptophyta; Magnoliopsida; Fabales; Fabaceae. Gene Ontology annotation, biological process: negative regulation of RNA catabolic process; regulatory ncRNA-mediated heterochromatin formation; RNA processing. The record is from RefSeq and is a predicted model, not a curated record. Gene Ontology annotation, molecular function: protein binding.
AUUAAAAUUGUGAAAUGAUCUCGCUAGUAGGAGCUAACGACUUCACAGAAAUCGAUCUCCACCUAAAUAAAAUGAUUAUACCCUUCGCAACCGGUGCGUUCAUUAGGCAUUAGCCGUAGCCACUGUUUCCCCUUUCCAACUUUCCGAUGGACAACAAACCGCCAGAGCAACUGACGCCGACAUCGACGGAGGAGGAAGUCACCGCAGCAGCCACCGACGAAACAACUUCUAUUUUCCCUCUGUUCCCUCUCACAGCAAGCUCCUCCUCUACGCUGGCCACUAGUACGGUCCCUCAAUGGCUCUCCAACUCCAGCUUCACCGCCGACGUGUCUCUCAUAAACGACGCCGUUGCCUCCCAACUCCGCAGCGAAACCGCCCUAUCGCCACCACAGCGCCACCGCUCCGACGACGAUGAGGAACACGAAGAAGAUGGCGGAAAUCGAGCUCAGGAGAAGGCUGUUCCUCGUUCUUCCUACGAGAUUCUAGAAUCUUCCGAGUCUGAGGGAAGAGAUAAGAAGGAGAAGAGGAGUAAGAAGAAGAGGAAGAAGCGGAAGCGCGAUAGGUCACGUGAGAGAGGCGGACUCGACAGUUAUAAUUCGAGGAAGUCGGGCGUUCGAGCUUGGGCCGAUUCAGAGUCGUCCACCGCCGCCAAAGACUAUUAUUUCGAUUCUCACGGUGAUCGUGAUAAUCUUGCAUUUGGUUGCAUCUAUAGAAUGGAUAUUGCACGGUACAAACCUUACAAUCCUUCGAAACUAUCUGGGCUAAAUGUUAGAAGAUUAUAUUGGCGGAACCAUAGUGUUUCUCUCUUGGAAAAAGAGAGCGAUGUGGAUACAUUGGAUGGUACAAUGAAGUCUGCUGGUCGUUACUGGUCUGGGAAGUAUAUAGCUCUGGAACGGCACAAAAGUUUUAAGCGUCUACGUCUUGUUGCACCAAAAUUGUCUUCCGUUUUGGCGGAUGACGAGUUUAUACCUUUGUCUGAUAUUGGGACAUCUCAUCGAGCUGUGGAUAGUGAUUCUGUCUCUAAAACUGCAUCAGUGGUUGAAGAAUCUUGGGAAGAUGAAAUGUUAAACAAAACUCGGGAGUUUAACAAACUCACAAGGGAGCACCCCCAUGAUGAGAAAGUUUGGUUAGCUUUUGCUGAGUUCCAAGAUAAGGUUGCAGGGAUGCAACGACAAAAAGGUGCUCGCUUGCAGACUCUUGAAAAGAAGAUUAGCAUUCUGGAAAAGUCAGUUGAGCUUAACCCAGACAAUGAAGUGCUAUUGCUUUACCUUUUGAAAACAUAUCAAACAAGAGACAGCUCUGAUGUGCUAAUUGGGAGAUGGCAGAAGAUACUUGUGCAACACUCUGGAAGCUAUAAGUUAUGGAGAGAAUUCUUGCAUGUUGUUCAGAGAGAUUUCUCCAGAUUUAAGGUUUCAGAGGUUAGGAAGAUGUAUGCACAUGCAAUUGAAGCUCUAUCUGCUUCAUGCAGCAAGCACUCUAGGCAGGUUCACCGAGGUGCUGAUCCCUCUUUGCCAGAUCCUGUAAUUGUUGAGCUAGAACUUGGUCUUGUGGAUAUAUUUCUCAGUCUUUGCAGAUUUGAAUGGCAGGCUGGUUACAGGGAGUUGGCCACUGCUUUAUUUCAGGCUGAAAUUGAGUUUAGUUUGUUUUGUCCACCUUUGCUUUUCACAGAGCAGAGUAAGCAAAGAUUGUUUGAAUAUUUUUGGAAUAGUGGUGGUGCUAGAGUUGGAGAAGAAGGAGCUCUUGGUUGGUCCACCUGGUUGGAGAAAGAGGAGGAAACUAGGCAGCGGAUUGUCAAAGAGGAGCUUUCACGUGAAAAUGAGGGUGGUGGCUGGACUGGUUGGUCAGAACCGUUGUCUAAAGAUAAGGAGGUUGCUGCCAAAGUUGAAGAUGAAGUCAACGAUGAUUUGGUUAUGGAGGAUAAUGAGGAUGAAGAUGAAGAUGAAGAUGUUGAGCCAGAAGUUGAUAAUGAAACUUUAAUGAAAAUGCUAGGAAUUGAUGUCAAUGCUGGGGAUGGUGGUGAAGUGAAUGAUGCUUCAACUUGGAUCAAAUGGUCAGAAGUAGAAUCUUCCAGAGAUUGUGAUCAGUGGAUGCCUCUGCAUACGAAAUCUGAUAUGACCUCUACUGCUAUUGGAACACCCAAAGCAGAAGCCGAUGAACAACUGUUGAGAACUGUCUUAUAUGAAGAUGUGAACGAGUACCUAUUCUCCUUGAGCACAGCAGAGGCUCGAUUAUCUUUGGUAUCCCAGUUCAUUGACUUCUAUGGUGGGAAGAUAUCUCAAUUGGUUUCGUCAAACAGUCCAACUUGGACAGAGAAUGUCCUUAGCUUUGAGGAUCUGCCAGAAUCUAUGUUAGAGAAGUUGAAAAGCACCCAUGAAGUGUUGACAAAAGAAGAAAGCAGUCCUACUGAUUUCAGUUUUGGUUUUCUAUCAGGCAGUAUCUCAAGGAAUGCUGAUAUGAUGAAAUUUCUACGCAAUACUGUCUUACUUUUCUUGACUGUUUUUCCACGUAAUCACAUAUUGGAAGAAGCUGUCCUUAUUUCUGAAGAGCUAUUUGUAACAAAAAUUAAUCCUUCUAGUUGCAUGGUUACACCAUGUCGAGCUUUAGCAAAGUCCCUCUUAAAAAGUGAUAGGCAGGAUGUUCUAUUAUGUGGUAUAUAUGCUCAAAGAGAGGCAAGUUAUGGUAACAUUGAUCAUGCAAGAAAAGUGUUUGACAUGGCGUUAUUAUCUGUGGAAGGGCUUCCUGUGGAACGACAGUCCAAUGCUCCUCUUUUAUAUUUCUGGUAUGCUGAGAUGGAGCUUGCAAAUAAAUCUGAUAAUGAUCGUGAAUCUUCACAUAGAGCAAUACAUAUAUUGUCAUGCUUGGGUAGUGAUACAAAAUAUAGCCCAUUUAAAAGUCAAGCAACAAGUUUGCAUCAACUUAGAGCACGUCAAGGGUUUAAGGAAAAACUGAGAACUGUACGAUCAUCUUGGGUUCGUGGUAUAAUAAAUGAUCAGUCUGUCGCUCUAAUAUGUUCCGCUGCACUGUUUGAGGAGCUCACCUCUGGGUGGGAUGCAGGCAUUGAUGUUAUGGAUCAAGCUUUUGCAGUUGUGCUUCCAGAAACGAGAAGCCAUAGCUAUCAACUUGAAUUUUUGUUUAACUAUUACAUAAGGAUGCUUCAGAGACAUCAGAGCCAAUCAAGUCUGGCUAAAGUUUGGGAGUCCAUCUCCAAGGGACUCCAGAUGUAUCCCUUCAGCCCAGAACUUCUUAAAGGUGUAGUGGAGGUUGGCCAUCUGUACACAACAUCUAAUAAAGUGCGGCGGGUGCUUGAUGGCUAUUGUUACAAGAAACCAUCUGUUGUUCUCUGGCUUUUUGCAUUGUCGUAUGAGAUGUCUAGAGGUGGUUCACGGCAUAGAAUCCGUGGGUUGUUUGAAAGGGCGUUGGGUUCUGAUAAACUUAGUACUUCUGUGGUACUAUGGCGAUGCUACAUUGCAUAUGAAAUGGACAUUGUAAAGGAUCCUUCUGCAGCUCGACGUGUUUUCUUCCGUGCUAUCCAUGCGUGCCCCUGGUCAAAGAGACUAUGGUUGGAUGGCUUUCUCAGACUGAACUCUGUCCUUACUGCGAAAGAGCUAUCUGAUCUGCAGGAAGUUAUGCGUGACAAGGAGUUGAAUCUGAGAACUGACAUAUAUGAGAUCCUUCUACAGGAAUCAUGACAUUUUUUUCUAUGUUUGUGCCUGGAUCUUAUGAGAGUUGCGUUAAGAUUUGUGGGGGUUUGCAAAAUGUGCAGAACCCAGAUAUUGUGAAUUGUUGCUUUAAUGAGCAGCAAUUGAUGCUUCAAGGUCAUAACUUGUAAAUUCUGAUGCAAAUUGUAAAAAUUGCUCUAUGGCGAUGCAAGAUUUUUAGAGGUCAUCCUCGGGUAAGGUAUCUAAAUAUCGUGCCUGUAUAUAGUGGCCUUUUGUACCAUAACGAAAAUAAAAAUAUUUAUCCUCUGUUGAUUUAUUUUGCUUA